UGGGCCAGGCAGGACCAGGAAAACUCCAGCUAUACCCCUGUCUCUGCCUCCAGAGUGCUGGGAUUAAAGGCGUGCGCCACCAUGCCCAGCAUAACUUUCUUUUUAAUAUAUAGUUGUUAAUUUUUAAAUUUUAUUUUAUGUGUAUGGGUAUUUACCUGCAUGUAUAUCUGUGAAUCACCUACAUGCCUGCUACUACCUACAGAGGCCAAAAGAGUGUGUUGGAUCCCUGGGACCUAGAGUUACAGUUGGUUGUGAGCGACCAUAUGAGUGAUGGUCCUCUGGAAGAGCAGCCAAUGCUCUUAACCACUGAGUCAUCUCUCUAGCGCUGCCUACACCCCCGACUUUUUUCUUUUCUUUUCUUUUCUUUUUUUUUAUUUUUGAGACAGUACUAUGUAGCCUUGGUUGGCCUAGAACUCACUCUGUAGACCAGGCUGACUUCAAACUCACAGAGCUCCACCUGCCUCUGCCUCCCAAGUGAUGAGAUUAAGUGAAUGUACAACUAUGUCCAGCUACAAAUAUUUAUUGCUUUUUUUCACUAUUUUCCUCCUUCCUUAUUUUAAACAUUUGUUUUUGUGUGUGUGUGUGUGUAACAUGUGCCUGUGCACACAUGUGCAUAUGUGUGUAUGUGGAGGCCAGAAGACAACUUUCGGGAGUCAGUUUUUUCCUUCCAUCCUGUGGGUCCUGUGGUAUAAACCCAAGUCCUCAGGCUGGCAGCAGAGGCUCUUAUCCGCUGAGCCAUCUGUACCCCCCACUGUUUAGAAGAGUCUUUCUGUGUAGUCCAGACUGGCUUUGAACUCGUGAUCCUGCUGUCUCAAUCUCACCAGUGCUGGGGUUAUUGGCGGAUUUCUUCUUAGUAGCCAUUAAAACACACAGAGAGACAAUACCUUCUUGUGAGAGCAGCAUCGUAGAUGUGGGAAAGCUAAGGGAGGCGUUCCUAUCAGUCACUGGGCAUUCUGCCUGUGCCAUUCCAAUCUCCAUGCCCAGCAGUUCCAUGAAAGAAGCGUUAUGUUCCUCCUUUGACAAAGUCACUGGAGCACAAAGGUGAAGCGUGUCUCCCAAGGUCAGUCAGCAAGACGUCUGGAUUCCACACCCCAGCUCCAGCCCUGGUAGAAGAUGCUGGUUUCCAGAGCUCAAGUUGGCCUAGGCGGCCUCCCCUUGUGGGAGGAACACUUGGAGGAGCCACACUGGCCAACAGGGGAGGAGAAGAGAUUGUCUGAGCCACGGAGUGGACAGCUGCCGACUAUGGAGAACCGAGACUCUGUGGCCUGCCUGCACCCAUGGCUCCUUCAGCUACUGCUGCUGCUGUCGCCACCUCACACCCACCAGGGACAGGCCCUGGGACUCAUUGUCCUUACCGAGAGUGCCCAGGAUCCUCCAGCUAGGUACCUCAGCAAUGGCCCAGGACAAGAGCCUGUCUCUGUGAUGACCAUUGACCUCAACAAAAUCAGCAAACCCUAUUCCUCCUUUGAGUUUCGAACCUUGGAUCCAGAGGGAGUGAUUUUUUAUGGGGACACCAACACUGAAGAUGAUUGGUUCAUGCUGGGACUUCGUGAUGGCCAGCUUGAAAUCCAGCUGCACAACCUCUGGGCUCGGCUUACAGUAGGCUUUGGCCCUCAGCUGAAUGAUGGGAGAUGGCACCAGGUGGAGCUGAAGAUGAAUGGGGAUUCACUGCUGCUGUGGGUGGAUGGGAAGGACAUACUGUGCCUGAGACAGGCCUCUAGAUCCCUGGCUGACCAUUCCCAGCCCAGCAUGAGGAUCGCUCUAGGGGGGCUCCUCCUCCCUGCCUCCAGUCUUCGGCUCCCGCUGGUGCCUGCCCUGGAUGGCUGUAUACGUCGAGAUACUUGGCUGGGCCACCAGGCCCAGCUCUCACCCUCUGCCCCUACUAGCCUCGGAAACUGUGAUGUGGACUUGCAACCUGGACUGUUCUUCCCUCCAGGGACCCAUGCAGAAUUCAGUCUCCAAGACAUUCCCCAGCCUCACACAGACCCCUGGAGCUUUUCUCUGGAGCUGGGAUUAAAGCUGGUGGAUGGCUCAGGAUGCCUCCUUGCUCUUGGGACAGGAACAAAUUCUUCUUGGCUUACCCUUCACCUCCAAGAUCAAAAGGUGGUGCUGUCUUCUGGAGUAGAACCAAACUUAGCUUUACCCUUAGACACGGGGCUCCCUCUUCAGCUGAAGCUGGAUGUUUUCAAAGUGGUCUUGAGCCAAGGGCCAAAGAUGGAGGUCCUUGCUGUGUCCCUGUCGAGACUGGACUCCCUCCGGAGACUCUGGUCCCACCCUCAGGGCCAUCUCUCUCUUGGGGCUUUACCAGGAGACAAUUCUUCCGCUUCCUUUUGCUUGAGUGAUCUUCGGGUACAAGGACAGAGACUGGACAUAGACCAGGCCCUGAACAGAAGCCAGAACAUCUGGACUCACAGCUGCCCUCAGAGCCCAAACAAUGUCACUCACACUUCCCACUAAACCCCCUUUGUGAAGGAGGCAUGGUGGUACAUGCCUGUAAACCCAGGACAGGUAGAGUUGGGAGAAUCAGGACCUCCAUGUCAUCCCUGGCUACAUAACAUGUUUGAGACCAGCCUGGGCUAUGUGCAACCCUGUCGUUAAAAAUAAAGAGGAACUUUGAAUGCAACUCA
This is a messenger RNA of Peromyscus californicus insignis, 2627 nucleotides long. RefSeq names its product sex hormone binding globulin (gene Shbg). The transcript has 9 exons. NCBI's taxonomy places the organism in Eukaryota, Metazoa, Chordata, Mammalia, Rodentia, Cricetidae. Bases 1114 to 2457 code for a protein of 447 amino acids. The record is from RefSeq and is a predicted model, not a curated record. Gene Ontology annotation, molecular function: steroid binding.